CCUAAAGCCAGUGGCCACUAUAAGGUUUGGGCUCCCGCAAUUGCAAAAGCCUUUAAACCCCUUCCGCCGUAACAAAUCCAAGGCACCUCCAUAGCCAGCCGCGUCGGAGAGCUUCUCGCCACCACUUUAAACCGGAAGGCUUAGAAGAUGAAGCUUGACGUGGACGCCCUACGCUACCUGUCCAAAGAUGACUUCAGAGUUCUCACUGCUGUCGAGAUGGGCAUGCGAAAUCAUGAAAUUGUGCCGUCGGAGUUGAUAGAUCGAAUUGCGUCUCUCAAGCAUGGCGGCACUUAUAAAGUUUUGAAGAAUUUGCUCAAGCACAAGCUCUUGCAUCAUGACUCAGCUAAAUAUGAUGCGUUCAGGCUUACAUACCUGGGCUAUGAUUUUCUUGCGAUUAAGACAUUGGUAAACCGAGGGGUGUUUGCUGCGGUUGGUCGUCAAAUUGGUGUUGGGAAGGAGUCUGAUAUAUUUGAAGUUGCUACAGAAGAUGGUACAGUUCUUGCCAUGAAGUUACACAGACUUGGUCGGACAUCUUUCAGAGCAGUAAAGUCGAAACGUGAUUAUUUGAGGCAUCGUAGUAGCUUUAAUUGGCUGUACUUGUCACGGCUUGCUGCUCUCAAAGAGUUUGCCUUUAUGAAGGCUUUGGAUGAACAUGGUUUCCCUGUCCCACAUGCGGUGGAUUGCAAUCGGCACUGUGUUGUCAUGUCACUUAUUCAAGGAUAUCCACUUGUACAGAUUAAGCAAUUGUCGAAUCCAGACACUGUCUUUGAAACAAUACUUGGCCUUGUCGUUCGUCUGGCGGAGCAUGGGCUGAUUCAUUGCGAUUUUAAUGAAUUCAACAUUAUGAUUGACGAUGAUGAGAAGAUCACCAUGAUUGAUUUUCCGCAAAUGGUUUCAGUUUCUCAUCGAAAUGCAAAAAUGUAUUUCGACCGGGAUAUUGAAUGCAUCUUUAAGUUCUUUAGAAAGAGGUUCAACCUCUCGUUUGAGGAAAAUGAAGUUGAGUCUGAUGACUCGGAUGUGGAUUCAGAAGAAAGUUGCCGGCCACAAUUUUCCGAAAUAAAGAAAGUUACUGGUUGUCUGGACAAGGAACUUGAAGCCAGUGGUUUCACAAGGAAGGAUCAAGAUGACAUAGAAAAGUUUAUUGACGGGGAUCUAGAGAAAGAUCAGGGAUCUGAUUGUGAAGAAUCUGAAGGGGAGGAAGAUAAUGCUGGCUCAGUAAAUGGUGCUAGUGUGAAGAAUUUCGAGCACUUGAGCCUGGUUCAAAAGGAAGGAGAUAAUUUACUGAAAGCAUCCAACGAGAAUCAAAUACAAGAAAAUAAUGCCUCCAAAGAAUGUAGUCAAAUCGGUCCCGAGCCCCUAAAAAACGAAAAGGUCCAACAGGAGGAUAAUAAUGCUGAGGAUGACAUACAAGCUGGGCCUGGGCCCGAUUCAGAAGAAGAAAAUGACCCUGAACUUGACAAGCGUCUAAGCAAACAACGCCAACGGGCCAUUCAAGCGGCCCGUGGGAGGAGAAAGGUUAUCACCUCCAGAAAUACUUACAAGGACAAAGGCGGGAGGUCAUCUCAUAAUUCGAAGAUCCAAAAGCAAUUAAGUAGCUGGUAAAAACCUUGUGCAAAAUCGUUAGUCAAAUUUUUUGUCCCAAUAGUGAAAUUUUGAUUUGAAAGAAUUGUUGUACUUCUAAUACACCUGUAGCCACAAUGUUUUCUUCAAUACAUGAGACUCCCAUUAUAUGAUUUAUCAAUACAUAGUUUCGGUUUUUAUUCCAGGAAGUAUAUUCUCGUGUGAUCGAUUUAUCAAUGUUGUGCUCGAGUCGAACAUGCUAUAUAUGAAAAGUGCAGAUUUUGUAUUAUUGUAUCAGUACAUGAAAAUAUUGAUCAAGUUUGC
This is a messenger RNA of Striga asiatica, 1884 nucleotides long. Lineage: Eukaryota; Viridiplantae; Streptophyta; Magnoliopsida; Lamiales; Orobanchaceae. The record is from the annotation of a GenBank genome assembly.